Aureobasidium melanogenum CBS 110374 is the source of this 2202-nucleotide messenger RNA. Its product is annotated as polyadenylate binding protein. The coding region runs from base 1 to 2202 and encodes 733 amino acids. Gene Ontology annotation, cellular component: ribonucleoprotein complex. The transcript has a single exon. The record is from RefSeq and is a predicted model, not a curated record. Lineage: Eukaryota; Fungi; Ascomycota; Dothideomycetes; Dothideales; Saccotheciaceae. Gene Ontology annotation, molecular function: RNA binding.
AUGUCUGACGUCCAAGCUACUUCUCCCUCCGGCGCUGCCGCUCAGCCCGCCUCUCCCUCUGCCGAUGUCAACGGUGCCAACGCCCCUGCUGAUGUCGCCGCUCCUCCUCAGCACCAGAACCAGGCCUCAAACUCCGCUUCCCUCUACGUUGGUGAGCUCGACCCCUCCGUCACCGAGGCCAUGCUCUUCGAGCUCUUCUCCUCCAUCGGUCAGGUCGCUUCCAUCCGUGUCUGCCGUGAUGCCGUCACUCGCCGCUCGCUCGGUUACGCCUACGUCAACUACAACAGCAGCGACGAUGGUGAGCGCGCUCUCGAGGAGCUGAACUACACCCUCAUCAAGGGCAAGCCCUGCCGUAUCAUGUGGUCUCAGCGUGACCCCGCCCUCCGCAAGACUGGUCAGGGCAACGUCUUCAUCAAGAACCUCGAUGUCGCCAUUGACAACAAGGCUCUUCACGACACUUUCGCUGCUUUCGGCAACAUUCUUUCCUGCAAGGUCGCCCAGGACGAGCACGGCAACUCCAAGGGCUACGGUUUCGUCCACUACGAGACUGCUGAGGCUGCCAACGCUGCUAUCAAGAGCGUCAACGGCAUGCUUUUGAACGAGAAGAAGGUCUUUGUCGGUCACCACAUCCCCAAGAAGGACCGUAUGAGCAAGUUCGAGGAAAUGAAGGCCAACUUCACCAACGUCUAUGUCAAGAACAUCGACACCGGCGUCACCGACGACGAGUUCCGCGUUCUUUUCGAGAAGUACGGCGAUAUCACCUCCGCUUCGCUCGCUCACGACAACGAGGGCAAGAGCCGCGGUUUCGGUUUCGUCAACUUCUCCAGACACGAGGACGCCUCCAAGGCCGUUGACGAGCUCCACGAGUCUGACUUCCACGGACAGAAGCUGUAUGUCGGCCGCGCCCAGAAGAAGCACGAGCGCGAGGAGGAGCUCCGCCGCCAGUACGAGGCCGCUCGCCAGGAGAAGGUCAACAAGUACCAGGGCGUCAACCUCUACGUCAAGAACCUUGCUGACGACAUCGAUGACGAGGAGCUCCGCAAGAUCUUCGAGCCCUUCGGUUCCAUCACCUCCGCCAAGGUUAUGCGUGACACCCAGCCCGCUAAGGACGAGACCAAGGAGGGUGAGGAGACCAAGGAGGAGUCAACCGAGGAGAAGAAGGAGGAGGAGUCCGCUGAGGCCGAGAAGAAGGAGGAGGAGGGUGUUGACUCCGUCACCAAGGACCUCGAGAAGGUUAAGAUUGGCGGCGAGCUCAAGAUCCUCGGUAAGAGCAAGGGUUUCGGUUUCGUCUGCUUCAGCAACCCCGACGAGGCCACCAAGGCUGUCACCGAGCUCAACCAGAAGAUGGUGCAUAACAAGCCCCUCUACGUUGCUCUUGCCCAGCGCAAGGAUGUCCGCAAGAGCCAGCUCGAGGCCAGCAUCCAGGCCCGCAACCAGGUCCGCAUGCAGCAGCAGGCCGCCGCCGCUGGUGGUAUCCCCGCUCAGUUCAUGCAGCCUCAGAUGUUCUUCGGCCCCAACGGCCAGCCCAUCAUGCCCGCCCGUGGCCAGAUGCCCUUCAUGCAGGGUAUGCCCCAGGGCCAGCGUGGUGCCUUCCCUCAGCAGGGUGGUCGCGGCGGUCCCAACGGCCAGCCCCCUAUGGGCUACCCCGUUCCUCCCAUGCAGGGCUUCCCUCCCGGUGCUUACGGCAACCCUGCCUUUGCUAACCAGAUGAUGAUGGGCGGUCGUGGUGCCGGCCGUGGUGGUCCCAUGCCUAUGAUGCCCGGCAUGCCCCCUAACAUGAUGGGCCCCAACAUGGGUGGUCGCGGUCAGCAGUUCGGCCGUGGCGGUCCUCGCCAGAUGGGUGGCUUCCCUCAGCAGCGCCCUCAGGCUCCUUCCGCCUCCCCUGCUCUUGACGUCAACGCCCUCAACGCUGCUCCCCCUGCUCAGCAGAAGCAGAUGCUCGGUGAGGCUCUCUACCCCAAGAUCCACGAGCAGCAGCCCGAGCUUGCCGGCAAGAUCACCGGUAUGCUCCUCGAGAUGGACAACGCUGAACUCCUUGACCUGACCACCGACGACGCCGCUCUCCGCAACAAGGUUGACGAGGCCAUGCGUGUCUACAACGACUACCUCAAGUCCCAGGGUGGUGAGGAGGGUGCUCCUGCUGCCAACGGCUCCGAGAACGUUGCUCCUGCUGCCGAGGCCGCCACCGAGGAGAAGGCUUAA